Molecule: messenger RNA, 2443 nt
Organism: Pan troglodytes (chimpanzee)
Lineage: Eukaryota; Metazoa; Chordata; Mammalia; Primates; Hominidae
Gene: SSUH2
Product: ssu-2 homolog
Exons: 17
Coding region: 1262-2170 (302 amino acids)
Molecular function (GO): heat shock protein binding
Source: RefSeq, a predicted model, not a curated record
CACAGCUCCUAAGAAUUCUCUCACCUGCCUUCUGCCCUUAGGCUCUGCUAGAUUGCAAAUGACCUACUUUCUUUCUGAUCCUGGGCUGCGUUCCCACCCCUGUCAGAUAGUAAAUCCCAAGUAAGGUACCUGCUUUCAGCAGAUCUGAGCUUUCUUCUUGGACACCUAAAACCCACAGUCCUCCAGAAAGCAGUUCCCUCCUUUGUGCGGUGCAGCUAGAAGAAAACAAAAUUUUCUUAGGACAUGCAUCAUUACUAAGAAUUUUUCCGUAAAUUUAUCUGUGCGCCUUCUACAGUUACCUGUGUGUCCCCUGUGGUACCUAUGGAAACCAGUUGUUGGGAAAUCCUUGUUAAGGUAUCUGAUGAAUCUCCAUAUCUCUUACACUGCACACAAUAAAUACCCGUGGAAUGAAUGAAUACAUAUAUGGAUGGAUGGACAGACGGAUGAUGCAUGGUAGAUGGAUGAAUACUUGAUCCCAUGCCCAUUGAGGGUUUGGGUCAGGGGACUGAUGUGAGCAGACACACAGAAGCACAGGCAGCCCCCGGCCUCCAGCAGAUUCUUCCAACCCAACUGGAAAGACAUGAUAUGGACUUGGGAAUUCUCUAACUCUGAAAGGCCCCCUCUGCUGAGGUGUCCCAUGUUCACAGACAGUGUGCAUGACCAGAGAAAAUGGGCCUUGUAAUAGUACCUCUUAGGGCUGCUGUGAAGGAAGGAUAACAUGGAAGCAACAUGCCUAUCAUAGUGCUUUGUGUAUGGGCAUAGCAAGAAGGCAGCCAUCUACAAGCUAGGAUGAGAGCCCUCACCAGAACCCAACCAUGCUGGCACCCUGAUCUUGGAAUUCCAGCCAUCCAAAUGAGUCAAGGCCACGGAUGGAGCAGGAGCUGUCACCGGUCAGUUUUCCAACCACGGGGAUGGAGCGUCCUGUAGUCCCAGAUUCCAGGGAAGCAUCCUUCAUUAAGGCUUUGAGCCACAGGGUCAAACUGAACUCCUUCCUGCUGUUCCUGUAAUGCGGCACUCAGACUGGAUCCCUGUUUUUGAAGAAGUAAAUGUCUAGAAACAGGGACAAACUGGUGUGGUGGACCUCAGUUUUGAGGCUGAGAGUCCUCUGGCGCCCCCUACAGAGCUCCUGGAGAGACUGCCCAGCUAUGACUGGCUUCUUCAAGGGGGCAGAGGACAGAUAUUCUUCCCGCCUUUGGAGGCCCCAGGGAGGCCCCAGGAGCAAAGGUCCUGGCCCUCGUUCCUGGAACACAGAGUCCCUGCGAUGACGGAGGAGGUGGCCCAGGAAGCCCUCCUCAGCUUUGUGGACUCUAAGUGCUGCUACAGCAGCACGGUGGCUGGAGACCUCGUCAUCCAGGAGAUGAAGCAGCAGACCCUCUGCAGGUACCGUCUGGAGACCUUUAGUGAAUCCAGGAUAAGCGAGUGGACAUUUCAACCCUUUACUAACCACUCUGUGGAUGGGCCGCAAAGAGGCGCCUCCCCCAGGCUCUGGGACAUCAAGGUUCAGGUUCCUCCGAUGUUUCAGGAAGACACCAGGAAGUUCCAGGUCCCUCACUCGUCACUGGUCAAGGAAUGCCACAAAUGCCACGGGCGUGGGCGGUACAAGUGCAGCGGCUGCCACGGGGCGGGCACGGUGCGGUGCCCGUCCUGCUGCGGAGCCAAGCGCAAAGCCAAGCAGUCCCGGAGGUGUCAGCUGUGCGCGGGGUCCGGCAGGCAAAGAUGUAGCACUUGCUCAGGGAGAGGGAACAAGACCUGCGCCACCUGCAAGGGGGAGAAGAAGCUGUUGCACUUCAUCCAGCUUGUCAUCAUGUGGAAGAACAGCUUGUUUGAGUUUGUGUCUGAGCACCGGCUCAACUGCCCCAGGGAGCUCCUUGCUAAAGCCAAAGGAGAAAACCUCUUUAAGGAUGAAAACUCGGUGGUGUACCCCAUUGUGGACUUCCCUCUGCGAGACAUCUCUCUUGCCUCCCAGAGGGGCAUUGCAGAGCACAGCGCUGCCUUGGCCUCCCGUGCCCGCGUCCUGCAGCAGCGCCAGACCAUUGAGCUGAUCCCCCUCACAGAAGUUCACUAUUGGUACCAAGGAAAGACUUAUGUCUACUACAUCUAUGGCACUGACCACCAGGUAUAUGCGGUGGACUAUCCUGAGCGGUAUUGCUGUGGCUGUACCAUCGUGUGACAUAGCAUAGCUGUCCCCAGAGCCUGCCAUUCACGUUUGCCAAGGAAGAUGACCGACACUCUCUGAGUGUGUUCACUGUUGGCUGCAUUGGACAAUCACAUACAAACCCUGGCAUGUCCUUCCAGAAAAACCAGCUUAUCAUCUAUCAAGCUCCAACCCCUUAUGCAGCUCCCCUGGUGGAAUCCAUGACUCAUAUGUUUAACCUACAAUAAUUCAGCUACACACAUUCCUGUAGAACAAAUGAGAGAAAUAAUUUAAAUGGCAAGGACUUUG